AUCUCUAGAGAAACGUAGUUUUCACUCCAAAAAAAGAAAAAAAAAGUGAUAAGCAAAAAAAGUGAGGCAUUAAGUUUGUUAAUAGUAAAGAGCUUUUAAUUUAAAUCACAGUGAUAAAUUGUAAUUCACUGGCGGAGGUUGAGGCGGGACAUUCUUACUGGAAACUAGCCUGUUUCCGACACUGAAUAAAAAAUAAAAAAAGGAGGAGCUCUGGAGAUCCACGGCGGCGGAUUGUUCCCCAGUCAGCCGUGAUCAUUCAGAACAGACGGAUCUGAUUUUCGGUUCAGUCAGUGAUCUGUGCGUUUGUGUUUGAGAUGUUGGAUCAUCAGUGUGUGUCUCCAGUCAUCGAGGUCUUCAUUCCGUCUCUCAUGAGAGAAGUGGACGAGACUGGAAAGUUGCGCAAACUCUUCAGGUUGGAAAUUCUCUUCAAUGGAAGGAAACACUUUGUUCUGCGGCGAUACAGUGAAUUUCAGACACUUCACCGGAAGCUGAAAAAGAUUUUGCGAGCUCCCGAUUUUCCCAGUAAGAGAAAUCAGCAUUUGAGAACCAAACCACUGGAGCAAAGACGACAGGAACUUGAAGACUACAUCCAGGAAAUUCUAUAUCGAAAUGAUAUUGUCCCUCAAGAGCUCCUGGACUUCCUUCAGGUCAAACAUUUUCAUUCGGCGAGCAAGAACUGCAGCUCUGAUGAAAACCAGUCAGAUGACUGUCAAGAGCAUGGAUACAGAUUUCAGUUAUUCCAUCAGCGUGUAGUUGGGUUCUCUGAUGAUCCUUACCAGCUUGAAUCCAGAUCAGAUCUUCCUGAUAUCGUGGUGGCAGGCGUCUUGCAGGGUUUGUACCCCAGAGAUGUCAAAGUGAGUUUCAAAAAGACCUGCGGUAAACCCAGUGGCCUCACCUGUGCACCAGAGCUCCCAGUGCAUCCCAAAAUCCCCAUUAUUACCAUAAACAGAAGCAAUAUCAGCUCUCUGCCAGAGUCACACAGAAUAUGAGCGCAAUCACUGUUGCCUAGCAACUCCAUCUGCUUUAAAUGUGCCUUUGCAUGUUUAUAUCGACUGAAUCUUUCAUCUUUGGGUUUGUCAUAUUUCAUUAUGUGAAUCUCACAAAAACUGUCUGUAGUUUAAAAAAUAAGGACGAUUUUUAGGAGCCCUGCCAACCAUACUAUUCCAAAAAAAAAUUUACAUGUAAAUACAUUACAAGUGAAAAGAUUUUUUAUGUUUUUUCAUCAAGCCUGCAUUUAUUUGAUCCUAAAUACAGCGAAGCAGUAAUACUAUAAAAUAUUUUUACUAUUUAAAAUGACAUAAAAGUGAUGAUAAAGAGAUUUAUAAUGUUACAAAAGAUUUCUAUUUCAGAUAAAUGCUGUUCUUCUGAACUUAUUAUUCAUCAAAGAAACCUGAAAAAUUAUAUUCAGCUGUUUUAAACAUAAUAAUAAUAAAUGUUUUUUGAGCAGCAAAUCAGAAUAUUAGAAUGAUUUCUGAAGAAUCAUGUGAAUAGAGUUAAUGAUGCUAAAAAUUCAGCUUUGAAAUCACAGGAAUAAAUUACAUUUUGAAAUGUUUAAAUAGAAAAAAAAGUAAUUCACCAUAAUGCAUCUGCAGAGCUGUGAAUUAGUAAAAAUAUUUCAGAAUUUAACUGUUUUUGCUGUACUUUGAAUCCAAUAAAUGCAGAAGAGACAAAACUUUUGACUGGUAGUGUAUUUAUAUUACAACUGCAAUUAUACAUUAUUGCAAUAUGUUGUACUGAAUUUAAUUUAUUCAAAAAUAAUCAUUAGAAUAAGCAUAAUUCUUAUUGUCAUAAAAAUGGUAAUGGUCCUAAAAAUAAGACAUAAAAAUGGUUUUAUAUAUAUAUAUAUAUAUAUAUAUAUAUAUAAUAAAGAUUUUUAGGAACACUGGCAAUGCACUAAAGAUAUUUGAAGUAUAAAUGGAGUUUUACAAUAUCAUUGUAAUAUGUUGUGUUGAAUUUAAUUCAUAUUUUAAAGGUUUUUUGUGCAUAACUUUGAUUUGAUCUUUAUGAGCAUAAAAAUAAGACAUAAGACAUCUAUAUAUGAUUUUAUUUCAUUUAGCAUAUAUUUGUUAUGUCAGUAAUAAAGAAUAUUUUUAGAAACCUUGGCAAUACAGACACACUAUAUAUAUAAGUACAAAUGUCAUUGCAGUAUGUUGUACUAAAUGUUCUUUAAUUUCACCAUAUUAAAACCAAGUUUUGAGCUCAAUUUUCAUUUCUAUAAACAAAAGACCUAAUUUAAUGUAAGCUUUUUUUUGCAUUAAUUUGUUAUGCAUUCAUUUAAUAUUUUUCUGAAGUAUAUAUUUUGUCUUUCAAAUUUCAUUGUAAAAUAUAAACUGGACAAUUCUCCAUGAAAUUUACAUUUCAAAGUCAUUUUGUUUUACUGCGCCAAGAUAUUUACCUGUACUGUAAAACAACUUUUGCAUUUUUAU
Molecule: messenger RNA, 2426 nt
Organism: Labeo rohita (rohu)
Lineage: Eukaryota; Metazoa; Chordata; Actinopteri; Cypriniformes; Cyprinidae
Gene: snx22
Product: sorting nexin 22
Exons: 7
Coding region: 315-989 (224 amino acids)
Molecular function (GO): phosphatidylinositol phosphate binding
Source: RefSeq, a predicted model, not a curated record